AUGGAUGCAGCGAAUCGAAGGGCACAGGAGGAGGUGUUUGCUCGCACCAAGGCAGGCAGGCAAGCAGGCAAGCAGGCCCAGGAGGCUAACACGAGUGAAGGUGUCCAGGGCACCAGGAGUGCCCACUGUCCAGGCGUCCGCGUGGUCACGACUCACCAGCAUGCGCAUGCUUUCAUGGGCUUGGUUUCGCUUUCAUGGGCUUGGUUUCGGGGGUCUCGGGGUCAUGGCAUGACGCUCCAUGGUCGUUAUGGUUGGAAUGUAGUCAAUGUACCCGUGGCAGAACCUGGAGGCCGAGUCUCUCCGGGCACCCGGCUACCGCUGAUGCCCGGUACGUACCAACAACAGCCCUUCGGUCCGUGA
Messenger RNA from Sphaerulina musiva SO2202, 360 nucleotides. RefSeq lists its product as uncharacterized. NCBI's taxonomy places the organism in Eukaryota, Fungi, Ascomycota, Dothideomycetes, Mycosphaerellales, Mycosphaerellaceae. The transcript has a single exon. Bases 1 to 360 code for a protein of 119 amino acids. The record is from RefSeq and is a predicted model, not a curated record.